CCGGGUCCGAUACUUUCAGUUUAAGAAGGAAAAAAAUACUUCCUGAAUUCAGCAGAAGGAAGAAGGUGAAAUCACUUCGUUUUUCGUUAAAGAAAAGUUACUUAACCCGAAUACCUCACGUCAUCCUCUUCAAUAUAGCCGGGCGGCUGCAGAUUUCACAGGAGCAGUAGUCUGAGAGAUGGCAGAUCAGAUGGUGAAGGCUGCACGGGUCCAGCUCAUUCAGAGGCUGAACCAGGCCGUGGUGAAGGACCUGCUGGAUCUCCUCCAGGAGGAGGAGGUCUUGAACACCGGGGAGGUGGAGGAGGUGCUAGAGGGGAACAGCACCACCAAGGAAAAGUCGCGCUGCCUCCUGGACAUGCUGAUAAAGAAAGGACCCCGGGCCUGCCACACCUUCCUCUCCUUCCUGCAUGGGUUAGACCAGGAGCUGUGCACCAGCCUGGAGCUCUGAGGCCGAGAUCCCAGAAACAGCUGGGGGUGGGGGGUGGUGGUCCCCCCCCACACCCAGCACCUCUGUGUCCCCCCCCCUUCAAGCACAGCGGACUCUGGGACGGGCGUCAGUUUGACCCUUACCUCACAGGUACCAGCCACCACGAGGUGCCUGAGCAGUCAGGGAUUUCACAUGCCAGUUUUCCAGCAUUUGUUUUGUAAUAAAAUUCCAGUUUCCAGAGCA
Lepisosteus oculatus (spotted gar) is the source of this 670-nucleotide messenger RNA. Its product is annotated as caspase recruitment domain-containing protein 18-like. Gene Ontology annotation, cellular component: AIM2 inflammasome complex; IPAF inflammasome complex; NLRP3 inflammasome complex. The record is from RefSeq and is a predicted model, not a curated record. NCBI's taxonomy places the organism in Eukaryota, Metazoa, Chordata, Actinopteri, Semionotiformes, Lepisosteidae. Gene Ontology annotation, biological process: regulation of apoptotic process; regulation of inflammatory response.